AUGCCCACGAGAGCUGUUGCCCCACAAACCCUAGCUGCAUUUGGUGCGGCUAACUCUUCUAGAAUUGCAGAUUCAAAUGAGGAUGAUCACGACUUAGAGACAAAAGAAAUCAUUAUACUCCAUGAGAUGACAUUUCUUCGAGAUAUUCUGUCAAACACCUUUAAAUAUUGCCAUUCUACCAUUCAUUUCUUGAACUUGAAGAGCUACAGCAUGGAGACAAAUAUAGUUAAGGCAAAGGGGUGUCACUUUGUGAUGGUGCAUGGAGCAACCUUUGGGGGCUGGUGUUGGUAUCAAGUUGCAGAUCUUCUUCUCAAAGCGGGCCACACUGUAUCUUCCAUUGACAUGGCCAGUGGAGGUAUAGAUCCUACAAAUGCCGACACAAUUUCUUCGUUACAAGAGUACAAUCAGCCACUCACAGACUUCUUUACAGCUCUUCCUUCUGAAGGGAAGGUUAUAUUGGUUGGCCACAGCGCUGGUGGAUUCAAUUUGAGUUUUACCAUGGAGCGUUUUCCAGAUAAAAUUGCUGCAGCUGUAUUUGUUACCGCCUUCAUGCCCCUCAGCGGAACAACUCUCUCUGAGUUGAUGAACGAGAUCGUAUCCAUAAUCGGAGGCUUCGGAGACUCUACAUUUUACUAUGCAAAUGGGAAAGAGAAUCCAGCAACAUCCUUCAAGUUUGGCACCCAGUUUGCGCGAGAAUUUUUAUCACAGAACAGUCCUUCUUGGGAUCUGACGUUGUGGGAAUCGCUGGAAAAGAAAUCUCCAAUAUGGCAAGAACCUCUUUUGUAUACAGCUAAAAACUAUGGAAGUGUUAGGAGAAUAUUUGUUGUGUCGAAGGAGGAUAAGGUUAUUGUGGAGGCGUUCCAGAGAAAGAUGAUUGCAGGGAAUCCUCCACAAAUGGUAUACGAAAUUGAAGGAUCUGAUCACACCGUAUUCUUCUCUAAGCCUCUUCAACUGGCUGAGGUGCUCAUGAAAAUUGCUAAUACGAGUGUGUCAAAGUGA
Messenger RNA from Cryptomeria japonica (Japanese cedar), 999 nucleotides. RefSeq names its product methyl jasmonate esterase 1-like. Gene Ontology annotation, biological process: jasmonic acid metabolic process; salicylic acid metabolic process. The record is from RefSeq and is a predicted model, not a curated record. Gene Ontology annotation, molecular function: methyl indole-3-acetate esterase activity; methyl salicylate esterase activity; methyl jasmonate esterase activity. The coding region runs from base 1 to 999 and encodes 332 amino acids. Lineage: Eukaryota; Viridiplantae; Streptophyta; Pinopsida; Cupressales; Cupressaceae. The transcript is spliced from 5 exons.